Messenger RNA from Aspergillus fumigatus Af293, 759 nucleotides. Lineage: Eukaryota; Fungi; Ascomycota; Eurotiomycetes; Eurotiales; Aspergillaceae. The record is from RefSeq and is a predicted model, not a curated record.
AUGCCAGCACCGACAGCGCUUCUUCGAAAGUCUGAUGAGCCACUCUCGGCCGAAGAGCCGUCUUUGACUUUUUCUUCAGAUGCUCAAGCAUCCGGCCAGGGAGAAGCACCAUCUCCGAUUCCCACGGAAUCCGCCCAGCACAGCGACAUGCGCAUUGAUGAAGAGAGCCGGCCAGUGUUUACACCAAUAACGGAUGCCGGGACCGUACUGCGAGUUGAAACGCGAAAGGUGCCAGUUCCUCCUCACCGUAUGACACCCUUAAAGGCAAAUUGGCCUAAGAUCUACCCGCCCCUGGUUGAGCAUCUCAAACUACAAGUGCGAAUGAACAUCAAGAACCGAGCGGUCGAACUGCGUACCUCUAAAUUCACCACCGACACAGGAGCGUUACAGAAAGGCGAAGAUUUUGUAAAGGCAUUCACACUUGGAUUCGAUGUCGACGAUGCCAUUGCCUUAUUGAGGCUUGAUGACCUGUAUAUUCGCUCAUUUGAGAUCCGUGAUGUCAAGGCUUCGUUGAACGGAGAACAUCUUAGUCGCGCUAUUGGGCGAAUUGCGGGCAAGGAUGGAAAGACCAAGUUUGCCAUCGAAAACGCAAGCCGAACACGGGUCGUGCUUCAGGGCACAAAGGUUACCAUUUUGGGCAGAUUCAGAGAUUUGGGAAUCGCCCAAGAAGCCAUUGUUUCUCUGAUCUUGGGCAGUCCUCCGGGUAAGGUGUAUGGAAACCUGCGUAAAGUGGCGUCUCGUAUGAAGGAGCGAUUUUGA